Molecule: messenger RNA, 609 nt
Organism: Lathyrus oleraceus (garden pea)
Lineage: Eukaryota; Viridiplantae; Streptophyta; Magnoliopsida; Fabales; Fabaceae
Exons: 1
Coding region: 1-609 (202 amino acids)
Biological process (GO): DNA integration
Molecular function (GO): nucleic acid binding
Source: RefSeq, a predicted model, not a curated record
AUGAUAAAGGACUGCAUUGAGUUCUCUAAAGGGUGCCAAGAGUGUCAGAUACAUGCAGACAUUCAACAUGUUCCUACUAGCGAACUACAUUCCAUAGUAAAGCCUUGGCCCUUUAGAGGUUGGGCAUUAGAUUUGGUUGGUGAAAUUCUACCAGCCUCAUCCAAAGGUCAAAGGUACAUUUUAGUGGGUAUUGAUUACUUUACUAAAUGGAUCAAAGUCAUACCUUUGGUGAACGUUGAUCAAGAAGUAGUGAUUGAAUUCAUCCAAAGGCACAUAAUUUAUAGGUUUGGAAUCCCUGGAGCCAUUACAACUGAUCAAGGAUCAGUUUUCUCUGGUCGAAAGAUACAAGAAUUUUCUAAAGAAAUAGGGAUUAAACUGCUAUCGUUUAUGCCUUAUUAUGCCCAGGUGAAUGGUCAAGUCGAAGCAGCAAACAAGGUAGUGAUUGGGUUAAUAAAGAAGCAUGUGGGGAAAAAGCCAAAGAAUUGGCAUAAGAAUUUAGAUCAAAUUCUUUGGGCUUGUCGAACGUAUCCCAAGGAAGCCAUGAAUGCUACGCCUUUUCGUUUGACUUAUGGGCAUGAUGCAGUUUUACCAGUCGAAAUCUGUCUUUAA